Molecule: messenger RNA, 3229 nt
Organism: Dreissena polymorpha
Lineage: Eukaryota; Metazoa; Mollusca; Bivalvia; Myida; Dreissenidae
Exons: 6
Coding region: 281-1549 (422 amino acids)
Molecular function (GO): NAD+ binding
Source: RefSeq, a predicted model, not a curated record
UUGACACUGACUAAAAAAGUAAAGCGUCUACUGAUACGAUAAUUGUUGCAAUCAUUUAUGAAAUUUAACAUAGUUUAAGUCACCAAUCGCAAUCAUCUGUCCGCUAAAUAUGUGGUCUCAAACUUAGCCAGUGGUUUUAUUGGAAUAGUUAGUUAUAUUUAUAAUGCGAUGACGAACGCGUUAUAUGCCAACAUUAAAAAGAAAAACAAUAUUCCGGGUAUGAUCAAAUUCGGAUGAAAAACAAAUUCAUUCCUCAGUGAAAUAUAUCCAGAAAAUCGAGAUGGAAGCUCUUAAAACUUCUUUAAAAUGUUGCCUUAAAGACUGCAGCGACUCCAGUGCUCUUGACCAACAUGUGGCUGUAAAAACAGUGUUGAGUAUUGAAAAUGGCAAGUCGUCAUUAAAGUCUAAAUUUAUGGUCAGAUGGAAGACAAAUGGAGAAGCUGAAUUUCAUAAAGCUUGCUGGGAUCAGAUAUAUUUACUGGCAAGAGCACGUACAAAGCAGGGAAUAAUUAGUUUGACCAAGGAAGAGAAGGCUAUGAUUAAAAUUGCAGCAGAGUCUGCAGAAAUGUUCGACAGCUUCCAACAUAUAAAACAUGCCGCAGGCACAGCUGCUAGUUGGAUCCGUGAUUCAAAUCAACUAGUGGUUUUCACAGGUGCAGGAAUUUCAACGUCAGCUGGUAUAGGGGAUUAUCGAGGCAAGGCAGGUAAAUGGACAGAGGAAGAUCAGAUACAUGCUAUGGCAGCUGAAUCUAAAGAGCCAGUUUCUAAGAAAGCAAAACUUGAUGCUGAUGCUGAAAAUGAUUCCACUUGUGAUCUGGAAGAAGGUGUUCCAUAUGAGAAGCUGCGUCCAACGUACACUCACGAGGCAUUGAAGAAACUUCACAAAGAUGGAUAUUUGAAGUAUGUGAUCAGUCAGAAUGGAGAUGGUUUGCAUCGGCUGUCUGGGAUCUCUGCAAAAGACAUUUCAGAGCUGCAUGGCAAUGUCUUCAUUGAAACUUGCGAGAAGUGUAAGAAGAUAUUUGAGAGACCGUAUUACGUCCUAGACGAUGAAUCCAGCCAGUACUAUGAAGAGAUCGAAGACUUUGGCAAAUCCCAUGUUAAGAAAAAGAAGUAUGCUAAAAAAUGUACACUGUGUGGUCUUAGUCACAGGACUGGCCGAAGAUGUGAUGAUAAGAAAUGUGAUGGAUAUUUGCAAGACACCAUAAUCAACUUUAGGGACCACUUGGAUGAGUCUACGCUUGUGAAGGCCGAGGAAAUGUGUAGGCAGUGUGAUGUGAUGCUCUGUCUGGGAACCACGUUACAAGUGACACCAGCCUGUGAUCUUGUGAAAAACUUGACGUCACGAGAUCGGCUUAUCAUCUGUAACAGACAGGAGACACCCCUGGAUAGGCAGUUUCAAGGUCCCAGGGCCAAUGGAUGCAGGGUGUUUGGCAACUGUGAUGUCUUCAUUAGGGAGAUGAUGGGAAACCUCUACCAGGCAGCAGACUUGGCCCAAUGGGAGUCCGAGAGGGAAACAAGACUAGCCGAAUACGACAUAAGUAGAGCAUAGAAAAAUCUAUCAAGCAGUUCAAGAAUGAAUACUGAAACAGCCCUCUAUUAAAAUUGCAUGUGGGGUAUUUUAGACAAUAACAUUUCCAGUCUUAACUGACCUAUAUAGGCAUUAUUUAGCGAAUUUUUUUAUUGGUAUUUUAUCAUGUUUUUAAUAUUUUAUUUAUUGGAAAUAUAUCUGUGAUAUAAUACAUAUCAAACAUGUAUUGUUAUUGGUUUUUUUGUUGUUGUUUUUUUCUGUGUAGUUUUGCCAUCAUGUUAUAUCUGUUUUGUUUGAAACAAGGUGUUAGAUUCUGGUAUUUGUUUUAUUACAAUUAUGCAUUUUUUUAUUCACCUUUGUUAUAAUGUUUAAAGCAUUAUAUUUUGAAAAAUGCACAUUUUUAUUAUGCUGUUAUUGUAUGUUUUGCUUAAGAACAUGUAUGUCUAAACUGAAAUCCCAGUUUGAAAGUGACGUAAAUGUUUAAAGAUUUACGGGUUAAUGUGCUCAUUUACAUUAGGAAAUGUAUUUAUUGUAUUGUCCUGUUAAAUAAUGGCUUCAAUUCAAAAUAUAUCUGAUAUUCAAUGGCCUUUGUUUUUUCCUAUUUUUAAUUUGUUUAAAAUACUGAAUAUGGUGCAUGUUUCCAGAUGUUACAAAUAUUUUGUCUGACACAUAUGAUGGGAAUGCAUUUCAUGUCGUUACUUUCUACAUAUCAUUUAUAUGUUUGAUUUAAACAUCAGAUAAUAUUUAAUGGCCUUCUUUUGAAAGUGACUGUGUAUGCUAAAAUCUUUUUAUAAUGAUCUCAAAGGGGAAUCACCAUGGAUGUCAGUCAGACAGUCAGUCAGUCCAUUUGUCCAUCCAUCCGUCUGUCUGGGCACAUGCUAUGUUUAUCAUCUAAUUAAACAAUUACAAAAGUUAUGCCCUGUUUUCAACAUACAUGUACUUGUUUUAGAUACAUGUGCAUUCUAAAACAUCAUGCCCUUUGUUUAUUUUUUUAUUGAAAUUUUGUCUGGAGUAUGUCUGAUAAACUAUAUGAGGUGUCAACUUGAAGCCUUAAGAGUAGUUGGUAUAUUUCAUUGGGGGUAAGUUUAGUGGGCAAGAACUAAAAUCUCUUGCUUCGAUGUUUUAAGAAUUAUUCCCUUUGUUAAUUGUUCUAUUGCAAUUUUGUACGAAGCAUGAAGGCUUUAAGAGUUAUCAACUUAAAACUUUCAAUAUUUUUAGAGAUUUUGCCCUUUAUUAGUUUUUAUAUUUCAAUUUAUUCCGCCGAAUUUCUUUUGUCUUAUCUUUACUUUAGCAUAACAAUAUGAAACUAUAUUGGGUGAAUGCUCACAUUUUGGGGAAACCAGUUCUUAAAAGUAAACUGUAACUCCUUCGAUAAAAGAGGCAUGUGGGAUAUAGACAAUGACAAUUUUAGUUUAUAACGACAAAUGUUUGAACUAUGUUAUCAAUUGCAAAUACAUCUGUGAUAGAAUACUUAUCAAGUAUGUUUUGUAGUUGUUUCUUUUUUGUUUGGCUAUUCUUUUCUGUACAGUUUUUUUUCAGCUUGUUAUAUUUUCUUUGUUUGAAAACAGAUGAUUUGGUAUUUUGUGUACUAAUAUCAAGAAUUUGUUAUUUACUUUUUUUUUAAUGAUAUUGUAUGUAUACUAUUUUGUAUUAUGCAGCAAAACAUUCAACAUGUGCAACAAAUAAAUUUACUAAACCUUG